This is a messenger RNA of Temnothorax curvispinosus, 1162 nucleotides long. RefSeq lists its product as uncharacterized. The record is from RefSeq and is a predicted model, not a curated record. Lineage: Eukaryota; Metazoa; Arthropoda; Insecta; Hymenoptera; Formicidae. Bases 25 to 483 code for a protein of 152 amino acids. The transcript has 4 exons.
UCCUAGCGUAGCGGCAACUUCACCAUGCAAUCGAUCGUACUGCGUUAUUAUCGCGUUAAUAAGACCUUCAUGUCUCAAAUUGGCGUCUGGCCCUAUCAAAGCAGAACCAUGAGAAUAUUAAUACCGAGUAUGAUAGUGUUAAUAGACGUCAGCUGUAUUAUAGCGGAGAUAAUACGUAUGCUCGAUACUUGGGGUGACGUUGAUAUCGCAGUCGAGUGCAUGAUUUCGAUAAUAAUUGUAGUCGGCUGUUUUACGAAAUUAUUCAAUCUUAUCUUUAAGAUCAAGGAGAUGCGGCACAUGUUUUCCCUAAUUGAAUAUCAUUGGCACGUGUUUACCAAUUCCACGGACGUCGAGAUCAUGCAAGAUUACGUUACAUUCGGUAGAAAAGUGGUAAUAUUUUACGCAAAAAAUCAAAAGCGUGGCGCGGUGUCGAUUUGUCUCAACGGCUUUCUGAAGCAGAUUUUCUUAAGUAAGAAUAAAUAAAUACUUAUUUGAUUUUAUUCUCCCGACUGCUGCCAACCUUCGGUUGGCGAAGACGAGGGAGUAUGCGUUUCACUGGGGCCGAACCUUUGUUACCUUAGUUCUCGAUAACUACAACAUACUUCGAUAUGUGCUUCCGUAUAUAAGUUUCUUAUUAAUCAAGCAAGGUUUAUAGCGUAUAAUAAUCAUUAAUCGUUGUGUUAAACAAAAAGCGAAAAAACGAUAUAUUACAUUUAUAUGUCCUCUUAUUGGCUAUCGACUGAGUUACAAAGGAAAUUGAUUAACCAAUGAUAUGCAUCCGCAUGGGGAAUUUUAGUGACUUCCAGUUACAUCUAUUGAGCUUCGGCAGAACGUACAGCUUUUCUGUUCAUUGUUGCACGCUCAUUGGAUAUCGCGCGACACUAUCGCACUAGUCUGCUGAGGCCAUAUGUCAUUUUGAAGUAGCGGUCAAUACAGUUAGGUUAUGUUGUUAUGUUAUUGUGUACAUAUUAAAACGACAGUGCGUUUUCUACUACACAUUUUCGUCGUAUAUUUUAUAAAAGUGUCGAAAAUUAGAGUGUUAAUAAUAAACAUUAUAAGAAAAUGGAUGUUUCUAUUAACAAUGUAAAACAGGUAAAUAUUUGCAUUAUAUUAUUAUUUCCUUGAAAAUUGCUAUCUGUAACAUUAUUGUACAAUAGAUGCU